Macadamia integrifolia is the source of this 498-nucleotide messenger RNA. Its product is annotated as putative F-box/LRR-repeat protein 19. NCBI's taxonomy places the organism in Eukaryota, Viridiplantae, Streptophyta, Magnoliopsida, Proteales, Proteaceae. The coding region runs from base 1 to 498 and encodes 165 amino acids. The record is from RefSeq and is a predicted model, not a curated record. The transcript is spliced from 2 exons.
AUGGAGGUUAAAUGUUGCCCGAACCUGAAACACCUCUCUUUCGAUGGAUCCUACAAUGCAUCGGAGGACGCCGUUUUGAAUAUCAUCCGUAGCUGUAAGAGGCUACAAGUCAUUGACUUCUCUGAUUCCCCCUAUGUUACAGAAGAAGUCCUGGAAGAGCUGGGUGGCAACAACUGCCCAUGUUUCCGAGGGAUCAGGAGGCCGGGAACGAUUAGCAGCUUUCAAGCAAGCGCCAUUGCCAGAAACUUACCAAGAUUGAGGCUCCUGAACCUGUCCAACACCGAUCUCACUGAUGGUGGUUUGUCUACCAUACUAUCUGGUUGUCUUUGUCUUGAGUAUCUGGAUGUUAGGGGGUGCAAUUUCCUGAAACUUGGUUUCCAUAUGAUAGAAAGAGCUACAACGCAGAUCAUUGAAUUUCUUUAUGAUCCUGAUGAAGGUUAUUAUGAUGAUUCUGGAGAUUGGUUCAAGUUUGAUCGUAGCGAUUCAAUAUACUGGUGA